This is a messenger RNA of Beta vulgaris subsp. vulgaris (sugar beet), 1889 nucleotides long. Its product is annotated as protein POLLENLESS 3-LIKE 2. NCBI's taxonomy places the organism in Eukaryota, Viridiplantae, Streptophyta, Magnoliopsida, Caryophyllales, Amaranthaceae. The record is from RefSeq and is a predicted model, not a curated record. The coding region runs from base 167 to 1615 and encodes 482 amino acids. Gene Ontology annotation, molecular function: protein binding. The transcript is spliced from 4 exons.
CAUCCCCCGCUCCCUCUUCUCCCUUCUCCUCAAUUUCUCUCUCUCUCUCCUCUCUACCUUCAUUUUUACAGAGGUUUCUUUCUCACUUGACAAUUUUAUCAAGUACCUCUGUUUUAUCAUUUGUAUACUAUAACACUAUAAAAUAAAUCAACAACAAAAAAAAAAGAUGCAAGAUAUGUGGAAUGCUCCUCCUGGAUUUAGAGCUUCAAAGUCUUCUUCUGCUCCCUGCUCACCUGCAAAGCCGGUUGCGAUGUCGCGUACCCGGUCCGAGUCUUUUCAUAUUACUCACAAAGUUCCUAUUGGUGACACUCCAUAUGUUAGAGCCAAACAUGUCCAGUUGGUGGAUAAAGAUCCAGAGAAGGCAAUUCCUUUAUUUUGGGCAGCCAUUAAUGCUGGAGAUAGAGUUGAUAGUGCUCUUAAAGAUAUGGCUAUUGUAAUGAAGCAGCAAAAUCGGGCAGAUGAGGCAAUUGAAGCUAUUAAAUCGUUGCGAAGCCGGUGUUCUGAGCAGGCUCAAGAGUCUCUUGACAACAUACUUUUAGAUCUUUAUAAGAGAUGUGGAAGAUUAGAUGAUCAAAUAGCUCUUUUGAAGCACAAAUUGUAUUUGAUUCAACAAGGGCUAGCAUUUAAUGGGAAACGAACGAAAACAGCGCGAUCUCAAGGGAAGAAAUUCCAGGUCUCAGUGGAACAAGAAGCAACUCGUUUACUGGGUAAUUUAGGAUGGGCACUAAUGCAGCAAAACAACUAUGUAGAAGCAGAGGAUGCAUAUAGGAGAGCACUAUCAAUUGCACCUGAUAACAAUAAAAUGUGCAAUUUAGGCAUUUGCCUAAUGAAACAAGGGAGAAUCGUCGAGGCGAAACAAACACUCCGGCGAGUGAAACCGGCUGUUGCUGAUGGGCCAAGAGGGAUGGAUUCUCAUCUCAAAGCUUAUGAAAGGGCUCAACAAAUGUUAGCAGAUUUAGAAUCAGAGAUAAUGAAAAAAGCAGGGGACUCUGUUUCAGAACAGAGCAGGCUUUUUAAUACUUUUUUGGGUUCUUCCUCACUUUGGCAGCCUCAACCUUGCAGAGAAACAUAUACAUGUCCAACUAACACUAAAAUCCCAGAUGAAUUUCCUGAUGAAAACACUAAUUCCAAUAUUAAUUGUAGCAAUAAUCAAAAUUUCCCACCAAAACCAAUUGGGUUUUUCCCACUUGCAAAUUCUUUGAACAUUGAUGCUCCCCCAUUUUAUGCCAAGUCAUUGGGGGGAAAUCAAUUGAAUGAAACCCUUAAGAGAACACGGUCCGGGACUGCCGCGAGUUUCGGAAGGGAGAUUAGUCAAGCAGUGGAGACUAUGAAGAUGAAUAACAAGAUUGCUGAUCAAGAGAGGGAAAAUAAGAUGAUGAGGAGAUCAUUUGAGGAACCAAUAAAUAAACUGCUUGAUUUUCUGCCUGAUGAGAAGGACUUUGAAGAUGCAAUCUUAUCUGCAGUUUUGAAUUCUAUUGAUGCAGAAAAUUCUAAUUCUACUGCAGAAGAAGUUAAGAAGAUUUCUCACAAGUUCGAAUUGAAGAAGUCUUCUGCAACUGACAAAAGGUUGAAAGUUUUUCAGGAUAUAACACUGUCCUUGAGUCCUAGGGCUUGAUAAAGAUUAGUCCUGAUUUAAUUUAAUCUAUUUAACUUAUUAUGCUAAUUUAAUUUAUUAAUUUAGAGUUAUAGGAGAUGCACUUGUUCUCCUUAUUUUUCUGUCCAUUGUAUCUGAGGGGCAGUAAUUGUUUCCAGUCUCUUUUCCUACUGUAAUUGGCAGUAGUUUAGAGGAUUGAGAGUUAGUAGUAGUAGUAGUCUUAAUUGUGUUUAACUAAGUAUUCAUUCAUUUGUCACAUGUGGUAAUAAAAGUUCUACUACUAUGGAGUAUUAUU